AGUCAAACCUCGCCCCUCCUGGGAUAUACGGAUCUGGGUGUGUACAGGCUCCGCUUCAGGGCUCGGAUGGUGCUGUGGUGCUUAUUAGUCCUCCAAACCCCACUGCAGAGGGCAGCAGGGCUGGGAAAAAAACGAGAGAGAGAGAGAGAAAGCAAGCAGCUGGGUCGUUCCCAUCUGCAUCAAAGCUACUGCCAGACUGGGAAUGGAUUCAUGCAGUCUCAGAACCGCUUCUGCCGUUAUCCCAGUACCGGCUGCAGCGGGGCUGCUCCCAGCUCGGUGAUGGAUGCAAUUGUCCCUCCUCCGGGUUUGGGGGAGGGGGGGAGAGGGAAGAGGGGGGCUCUGGGUGAGCCCCGAGCUCCCCGCGGGAGGAGGCUGCUGCUGUCCCCGCCUCCCGCUGCCGCCCCGCGCUCCGCUUCGCACCGGCCCCGGCAGAGGCAGCGCGGAGAGCGGCCCCGUUCAUCCCGGGGGGAGCGGCCCCAUCCCGCCGCCCGCGGCCGAGGGAGGAGCAGCCAUGCCGCACUUCUUGGACUGGUUUGUGCCUGUGUACCUGAUGAUCUCCAUCCUCAUCCUGGUGGGCUUUGGAGCCUGUAUUUACUACUUUGAGCCUGGCCUCCAGGAAGCCCACAAGUGGCGAACGCAGAGGCCGAUCAUGGAACGAGACCUUCGGAAGACGCUGAUGAUUCGGGACAACCUGGCCUUUGGGGUGCCCGAGGUCUGAUGUGCCCACCAGGUGGAUGGAAGGCCAGAGGUGGUGGGAGGGGACUCAUGCUCUGCUGAUUUGGGUCUUCUGCUUGCCACUCACCCUCUGGCCCUACACUCCUCAGGUUUGUACAGCAUGGCAGGCUCAGAGCUUUCCAUGAGCUCGUAGGCCAUCUUCCAGCCAAGAGUUUUUGCUCCUCCCCAGGGAUGAUGUCACUUCUUGGAGCCAUUCACACAAAGGGUCCCAUAUUUGUCACCGGAGCUGGAGCUGCCUGGCUUCUUGGCACCACCCCAGGAGGUCUCUGCAGGGGUAACAGGAUAGGUGAAGCUCUGCCAAAUAAGGGUUCAGCAAGAUCCUGAGACCAAUUCUACUGAAGAUGCUCUGCUUUUCUGUUGGGGUUUUGGAGAUGGAGAACUUCAGAGCCUGGUGCUCACAGACUGAUGUUUUCAGGAGCUCUGCCUUUGCGUCGAACAUUGUUUCUGAAGAGGUUCAUCCAAGUCCCGUGUCAUGCAGUGCUGCUCUGCAGCUCUCCAGAUCUGUGAUGUAGACCUCUCCCAGUUGCCAACCCUUCUGCUCUCUGCCACUGCAUGAGACAGGACACAUCUCUGUGAGCUGCCUUCUUCAAUGCGGAUAGUCUCCAGCUCUGUGCCGCUGUCGCUUGGCUGUCACUUUCAGCACAAGCUCAGCCAUUCCUUUACUCACAUGUCUCUGAGAAGGGACAACGCACUUCCCCUCUGUCUGGUUCCUUGAAUCAAGACAGGUCUCAAGCAUUGGGCUGGAGUGAGUGAACAAUAUAAGCUUUGUAAUUCUCUGGGGGUAUGAGGCAAUUUUUAGCUCUGAGGGUUUUGAUUCAAGAAGGAAUGGGUCAGGGCAUCCUGUAAAUAUUGAGGUCUUUCAGGCAUGUCUCAUCCUCCCAGACUGGAGUAGUACCACUAUUACCUUCCCCACCAACACUGGGUACCCCGGCAGGAGCUGUCAGUCUCCAUUCCAAGCCAGAGAAGCUGAGACCCAUUCAAUUCAGACAAGCACUGGGAGUCUCGAUGUGAGUCCCCUGGCUGGGUAGCCUCUCUCAGCAGGGAAAUGGAGCCAGCGGGUUUACUCAUGUGCCAAAAUUUGUGCUCGCUGUGCUGAGCAAAGGCUCAAAACACAGGUGCAGUCUCACAUAGGUGCAUUCCAUGUUUGUUGUGCCUUGGUUUCUUGGGGCUGGGAAAAGAACUGCACUGCAUGGUACCAAGUGCCAUCCUCCGUUUUAUCAACCACAUUCCUGCCCCAGCCUGCUGCCCUGCUCCAUGCCAUGAUCUCUCCACAGCUCACUAAGUACUAUUGUCAAUAGAGUCCACAGCAGAAUAAAGGUGUGUGCAAACUGUGUGCCCACUGUGUUGUUUCCCUGCUGUUCCCCCUGGAGCUGCCUCUAGACCGUAGCACUCAGUUUGGCUCCUUGAGAGCCCAGCAGCUCUGCAUUGG
This is a messenger RNA of Lagopus muta (rock ptarmigan), 2164 nucleotides long. It is a transcript of the gene SMIM45, whose product is annotated as small integral membrane protein 45. NCBI's taxonomy places the organism in Eukaryota, Metazoa, Chordata, Aves, Galliformes, Phasianidae. Bases 284 to 718 code for a protein of 144 amino acids. The transcript has 2 exons. The record is from RefSeq and is a predicted model, not a curated record.